AUGGCUGGGCCUGAUCAACCAAUUGGGCUUGGGUUUCUGGCUCAUUGUGGGCCUAUGGUUUGGUUUCUGGCAUUCUGCGACUGCAAAAUCAUAGGCUCCCCUGCGAAGCUUCAUUCGACCUCUCUCAAGAGCCCUAAUAUCUCUCGCCUCGACUUCCACAGCGUCGUCUUCAUCUUUGUUGGGCGUCUCCCCAUCUCCAAAACCCGAGUCUCGCUUCCCUCUCUGUUUCUUGCUUCACCGCCAAUCUCCAUGGAAUCUGUUCGCCCACCAUUUGCACGGCUUGACGGACACUCGAUUCCCAAAGCGAUGAACCAAACUGCGAAUGUUAAUUGGGUUAACCUCGCAGGGCCAUAUGCUUGGGUGAAAUAUGUUCCGGGGGAGCCAAUCCUCCCUAACAAUCCAAAUGAAGGAAGUGUGAAGAGAAGGAAUGAGAAGAAGCGCAUGAGGCAGCGCUGCGAAUUUAUAAAGGGAGAGGCAAAAAAGAGGAAAGCGCAAUUGCAAGAAGCUAACAGGAAGAAGAGAAACAAGAGGGUAGAACGUAAGAUGGCAGCAGUGGCAAGGGAGAGAGCAUGGACCGAGAGACUGGCUGAGCUGCAGCUGCUCGAAGUAGAGAAUGGUGGCAUAGUUUGUUCUGCCAGGCCACAUUUGCAUAUGAUAAUGCUUCUGAACUUUAAACUUGGUUCCCGUAAGAUCAGUGUCUACUUUUCCUGCUAAUAUGUAGGUCAGGAGAGCCACUGUUUGUUUUACCGACAUUGAGCCUUCCUAAUAUUUUGUGAAACGAAAGGCACAGCGAUUGAUUUGUGCACUUGAGAAGUCUUCUUACCAUUUGUUUGCUA
This is a messenger RNA of Tripterygium wilfordii, 836 nucleotides long. RefSeq lists its product as uncharacterized. Bases 1 to 714 code for a protein of 237 amino acids. The transcript is spliced from 4 exons. The record is from RefSeq and is a predicted model, not a curated record. NCBI's taxonomy places the organism in Eukaryota, Viridiplantae, Streptophyta, Magnoliopsida, Celastrales, Celastraceae. Gene Ontology annotation, cellular component: mitochondrion.